AUGGCUCCCGCGUUCACUAUCCUCCUCCCCGCCGCCACCUCCGCCGCCGCGACUGCCUCGCGGCUUCCCUCGGCGGCCGCCGCCGGAGCGGCAUCCACCUUCGUGCGUCUCCCGCAUCACCCGACGGGCUGGGCUGGGGCCUCCGUCGCGGCGCCGCUUACGGCAGCGCGCAGGCGGGCGCCCGGCGUCGCCUACGCCACCGCCGCCACCGAGAAGAGCAUCUACGACUACACCGUUAAGGUGGCCUGUUUCUUCUGUUCUGUUGAGAUUGAGAUUUCCGCUCGCCAUGGCCACUUGAAUUUUUUUACCAUAGCCUGCUGCGCUGGCCCCAAUGGAUGGCGUUGCGCUGUGACGUGCUGA
Molecule: messenger RNA, 360 nt
Organism: Miscanthus lutarioriparius
Lineage: Eukaryota; Viridiplantae; Streptophyta; Magnoliopsida; Poales; Poaceae
Source: the annotation of a GenBank genome assembly